Messenger RNA from Pelodiscus sinensis (Chinese soft-shelled turtle), 6237 nucleotides. The record is from RefSeq and is a predicted model, not a curated record. Lineage: Eukaryota; Metazoa; Chordata; Testudines; Trionychidae.
CAAGAAGCUGUGAGUAUAGACAUAGCCUACGAGUCCUGGCUUCCAGGGCCCCCUCCCAGAGCCAUGCCCCCCCCAUCUGUCCUAUGUCCCAAUGGUGCCAGGUCCUUCACCAUGCUUGUAUUGGGUGACCCCAGGGUCCAGAGGUGGGGUGGGAAAGCAGUGAGAUUGUGCAGUCUUGCUGGAGACUGGCCUUUCCUCAAAGAGCCAUGGCCCAGAUCCUGAGGGGACAGCGGCACUGGUCCUCCCGGUGGGAAGAUCCAGCCAGCAGCUGUUCCAAAGCUGGAGCACAGCAGCAAACCUGAGGAGGCAGAUGCUCGCUGUAGGUCAAGCUCUGGCUGGGAACUUGCUCUGGCCUCUGAAUCAGUUCCUGGGCCCUUCUGUGCCCUAUUUCCUACCUCCUCUUUAAACCCCUUCUCCUCCCCUUCUCUCCCCCUCCUCCAUUUCCUCAGAGGCUUUGUGGAGUCUAGUGGUUAGAGCAGGGAGCCAGACUCCUGGAUCCAAUCCCUGGCUCUGGGUUUCCUUGCCCGUCUUUGCACACCCAGUACAAGCAGAGCUGUGGUGCUGUGGGUGGGGGGAGUGUAAUCCAGUGCCAGGUGGUGUGGGGUGGGUGCAUUGAGCAUUAAUUUUUUGCGUGAGGCUGGUGGUUUAAUUCCCUGAAAGUCCCACAGCAGCUGGGCUGGCUGCAUUAACCCUUCUGAUCCCACAGCUCAGCCUUCCUCUUACACAGCCCCUGUUCCCAGGAACGGCCUGGCCAUGCUGGCUCUUCAGGGACUUAUGGGUGGUGAGCACAGGGUUUGUCCUAGAUUCCCUAUCCCCCUCCAACUUUAACCAUCAGCCUUCACUCCCUUCCCAGAGCCACAGAGAGAACCCAGGAGCCCUGGCUUCCAGCCCCCCAACUCUAACCUACCGGCCCCCACUCCUUUCCCAAGCCAACGGGAGAACCUAGGAGUCCUGGCUCCUCCCGUCACCCCCAUCUUAUCAGGCUCUGGGAGAGGGAUUCCCUUGGUUCAUCCACAUACUGAGAGUGCCUGCAUGCCAUAGGGUGAUCUCACUCCUCACAGUGCAAAGCCCCUUUCCCCUCACUCCUGGCAGAUCCUCCUCUUCCCCCACCCCGGCUCUGAGCCAACCUAGGAUUCUGGCCUCCUGUUCCUAUAAGCAGCUUAGCUAAUCUGGUUGCUCCAGGAAGCUACCGUCUUGAUGAUUUGGGGGAGCUGUCGCUUCUAAAGGUCCCUGGGACUGAGUUCCCCUCCCAGACUAGGUUGAUAAUAUGCUUGUGAUUGUAGGUGACUCACCUUUAGGGGGUUUCCUGGGGAGUUGCUCAGUGCUGGGUAAAAGGGGUGGGCCCCUCGGUGAGUCUAAAAUGGUGCCUCAGAAAGAGAGGUGUCCCAAAUAAUCACCAGCUUCUUGUAAUAAUCAGAGAGCACGAGUGGAAAAUCAUCAGUCUCUUGUGAAAAUCUCAUGUUUCUUGUUAAAAUCAGGGGCCCAUUUGUGAAAAUCAUGGACCUCUUGCAAGAAUGAGGGACUUGCUCAUGAAACAUCAGUGGUCACUUGUGAAAAUCACUGGCCUCUUGUGAGAAUCAGAGCACACUCAUGAAAAUCACAAGGGUCUUAUGGGGACUACUGGUGAAAACCAUGAGUCUCUUGUGAAAAAUCUCCAGGCUUGUGAGAACAAGGGCCUACUCGCAAGGCCUGUUGAGGCCUGGUGGAAAAAUCUAUUGGGGCUGGGGAGAACCAGCUGUCCUGUCCAUCCGUGCCCCCUGCAUUGGGGCAGGGAAUGUGGGUUUGAGGCAUGCCCAUGACAGGAGAAGGGUGGCAGGCAGGCCGAUAAGUUCACCUAGGAGGGACCCUAUGGCCCUGGAUGGGGGGGCAGCAGACGGUGGCACAGGGAGGGGAUCGAGUAAGGAGGGGAGGAAGACAAGAUCACCCUGCUUCUGUCCAAGGGUUCCCUGAUGUGGGACAAAGGACAGGGAAGUGCAGGGUUGGGGGGUGUCCCCUGUGGGGGCAAGAUUAAUGAGGAGGGCUAGACAGGGACACAGUGACAGGGAGUGGGCUGGGGAGACUGGGCAGGGGGCACAUGAGGGAUGAGGAUAGGGACUGUGUGAGGCAGCUGGCCAGCCCCCUGCCAAGCAGGCUAAGCCGCAGCUCCACGUGGCCACCCGGGGAGGGGAGUAGCAGGGAGAGUGUCCCGAGCACACAGUGCACACGGAGGAGAAGGCGCACAGGCACCAGGGCUCAUGGAGGAGAAAGCGCACGGGCAGUAGGGCACACAGAGGAGAAGGCGCACGGGCACCAGGGCGUACGGAGGAGAAGGAACACGGGCACCAGGGCACACAGAGGAGAAGGUGCCCAGAGGAGAAAGCAAAUAAUCCCAGAGUUCUCAGAAGAGAAAGCACACAGACACCAGGGUGCACGGAGGAGAAAGCACAGACACCAGGGCACACUGGGCCAUGUUUGCCAGCUCCUCAAGAGGGGCCCUGGGCCCGGCAGGACGGGGUGGGACCGGAGCCAAGCUGAGCGUUGAUGAGCUAUAUGGACUGCCAGCCACCAAGAAGGGCAAGGGUGGCCGGGGCGAAAGCGUGCGGCGACGCAGCCAGGGCAGCGCCGGGGGCCGAGAUGGGCCAGCUCUCACCCCUGGCCAGCUGCUGGAGGCAGCACGGCGGCUGCUGGAGCGCAGGCGGCUGGAGAGCUACUUGCUGGAGGCCGGGCUGCCAGCAGAGGAGCUGCAGGGCAACCGCACUGGCAUGAGCUACAGAAAUCUGGGUAAAUCUGGGCUCCGUGUGUCCUGCCUCGGGCUGGGCACCUGGGUGACAUUUGGUUCCCAGAUCUCAGAUGAGAUGGCAGAAAACGUGCUCACUAUCGCCUACGAGAGUGGGGUCAACCUCUUUGACACGGCCGAGGUCUACGCUUCCGGCAAGGCAGAAAAAACCCUGGGAAACAUCCUGAGGAGCAAAGGCUGGAGACGAUCCAGCUACGUCAUCACCACCAAGAUCUACUGGGGCGGCCAGGCAGAGACAGAGCGGGGCCUCUCCAGGAAACACAUAAUCGAGGGGCUGAAAGGGUCACUGGAGCGGUUGCAGCUGGACUACGUGGAUAUCAUCUUUGCCAACCGCAUGGAUGCCAACAGCCCCAUGGAAGAGUAUGACCCCAACUUCCGCCUACUGCUUCUGGAAGAGAUUGUGCGGGCCAUGACCUACGUCAUCAACCAGGGCAUGGCCAUGUACUGGGGCACCUCACGCUGGAGUGCCAUGGAGAUCAUGGAGGCGUACUCAGUGGCCCGGCAGUUCAACCUCAUCCCACCAGUGUGUGAGCAAGCAGAGUACCACAUGUUCCACCGCGACAAGGUGGAGACCCAGCUCCCGGAGCUCUACCAUAAGAUUGGAGUGGGCGCCGUCACCUGGUCCCCCUUAGCCUGUGGCCUCAUCACUGGCAAGUAUGAAGAGCGAGUCCCUGAGAACUGCCGGGCAGCCAUCAAGGGCUACCAAUGGUUGAAGGAGAAGCUGCAGAGCGAGGAUGGCAGGAAGCAGCAGGCCAAGAUCAAAGAACUGCAGCCCAUCACCGAGCGUCUUGGCUGCACUGUGGCCCAGCUGGCAAUUGCAUGGUGCCUGCGCUCUGAGGGUGUCAGCUCUGUCCUGCUUGGGGUGUCCAGCGCCGAUCAGCUGAUCGAAAACCUUGGAGCCAUCCAGGUGCUGGCCCAGCUGACCCCAUCCAUCAUUCAAGAAAUUGAUGCCCUCCUAGGCAACAAGCCCAAUACAAAAAAAGAGUCCCGGGCGUAGGGACACAUCGGCGCCCGGGACUAUGCACGCUUGUGUCCCACUGGACUGCGUAUCCCUCCGCCCCAUCCUGCCCCACCCUGCCACCAGGGAGGAGGAGCCGCUUCGCGCAUGACCCUGUCACAUGUAUCCUUCCACAGAAGGGGUGGGGCCGGAUCCCUCCACCCUCCGCCUGGCUGCUGCUUCUACUGAUCGCUGCUGCGGGCAUGAGCCAAGGGGUUGGCGGGCAACAAGCUCUGCUCUCCCCGUCAGCUUACGCACCGGAUCUCGCCUGCUGCUUCGCCUCCUGCAAGAUUCAUGCUCCUGUUUUUAAAGGGACAGGCCACCACCUCAGACAGAGGCAUGGGCUGUCAACCAUGGGAUUAAUUUAUCAUUCUAACAAACCCUCGUUAAUUAGCGAUGCACGACCUUGCUCAGUGCCGCUGGCGGCCUCUGCUGGUUCAGCCGUUUUGCUGAUUUUGGUUUUCAGUUUUUUGUCCAUCUCUUAGCACGAUCAGAGGGACCAUGAGGACCUUGCAGGAGUGAGGCCUGGAGUGGGGGUGCAAAGGCCAAGGGGACCCAAUAAUGGGAGGCAGGCAUUGUGCAAGGGAGAAGGAUCAGGGACAGACCCUGGCUGCAGGGGAAGGCUGCUGGCGUGGAGAACAGCAAGGGACUUCCCUGAGCACCCACCAAUAUGGCUAUUACGUGGGCCUGCUCUGUCCCAACUCUCUGGCACCCCCUGCUGGGGACACAUGGAAUUCCCUCUGGGAACUAUUUUUCUUCCCCAUUCAUAGUGGCAGAAGGAUACAGAUCAAUGCACACCCCUCCCUGGGAUGUCUCGCUUUCCACUUUAAUUUCUUUCUCUGCUUUAAAUGAACAACAACAAAAAACCAUCAAUCAUUCUGAGCCAGCUCUUCCUAUAGCAAUAAUGCUCCAGCAAGGGAUGGGGAGCACGGGAGGCUACAAGCCCCCCCAUCCAGGAAUUCCCCCCUCCCUGCUUUUGCACAAUCCUGCUUCUGGACAGACAGAUGGUAGCUGCACAGAUAGUCCCUGUCCUCUGGUUGGGUGACUUUGUACAGCUGUGAGAGCGACGCUUCCAGGGGAGUUCUCUCUGGAGAGGGCAACUUGGCCACAGCCAGGACAAACCCAGAGAAAAGGGAGCAGAGGACCCAUGGGUUUUAUCCUUUGCUUUCUGGCCCAUGUUCUCAUAAAGUUGCAUGCAGUUGUUAAGCAGAGGCCAUGACCUGCUCCAGAGGUGGCUGCAUUUCAAUAUCUGGUCCCUGUAUAACCAGCUGCCCUGCCCCAGCAGUGGCUGCAUCUCAGCACCAUGCAAGGAGACCCCAUGUAACCAGAUGCUCCACCCCAGAGGAGGCUGCAUCUCCGGGUCAUGCAAGGGCUUCCUGUGUAACCCGCUGCCCUGUCCCAGAGAGGGCUGCUUCUAUGUACUGAAUGGGAGCUGAUCUCUCACCUGCUCAGGGGAACAGCUGGGGAGCGUCCUGCUGUAACUCUACCUGUAAACAUAGCCUGGCACUGACUCCCUUGGGGCUGCUCCAGCUGAGACAGGCAGGCAGUUGCCCCACCUGUGACCCAGGGUCUGAGUGCUUUUCCUUUCCCCACUUUGAACUGGAUCUUUGUGACUCAGACUCUAUGCGAACUUGCAAUACCCCCAACAGCCAGUAGGGGGACAUUGUUCUUAGGAUUCCACCAGAUAGGUAGAAGAAUUGGAGGAAGGGAUGGAAAUCCAAGGACCAAGAGAUGGCAGUGGGGGCUGGUGGGUUACUGCAGGGGGGCUGGGAGUCAGGACUCCUGGAUUCUCUUCCCUGGCUCUGAGAUGGGAGUAGGGGCUGGUGGUCAGAGAGUGGGGGCUGGGGACCAGAACUAUUGGGUUGUGUUCCUAGCCAAUGGCUGACACACUAUGUGACCUUAGCCACAGUCUGCACUGUUCCUACCGAGCCCCUUCAAAGGCAGGUUCUGUAGCUGAAUGGAGCUUUCUGCCCUUGUUCUGCAGUAGUGUGUGAUAGGAGCUUAGAAUAGCCCAGAGCUUGAAAUAGCUGAGGUGCUACAGGUCAGGAGCGAGGGGCACCACAGGACUGGCCUAGCAGGGGACCAAGAGUUCGGAGUGAGGGGCACGAGGGGGAGCUCAGGGCUGGGCUAGCAGCGGCUGCAAGUCAGAAGUACAGGGCAGAGCUGGGGGUGGGGCUCAGUUGUGGGUCUAUCCCCGAGCUAUACUGCCCUCCACCAGCAUGAUGCAGUGCAUUGCAGGUCAUUCUAUGCCCUCCCCAUGACACUGCAACUGCACUACAGUCUCACACUACACAGAGACCCUUAGCCAUGGUUCGCCCUAGAGCUCUCCAAGGUUCGGCUGUGGAAGCGUCGCUCUUUUCAGAAGGCUGAAAUGUAAACAGGACAAUAAUAAAUCAGUAAAGCAACACACCGAGUCUGGUGUCUCCUGCCUUCUUCCACAUGACCACCAGGGGGCAGCAAGCAC